AUAACCGAAAAAAGGAAAAAAAAAAAAAAAUCAUUUUUAUUAAUUUUUGAGCUUUGAAGUUGUGCUACUGCUAGUGCUACAAGAGAAAGUUGGUGGUUCCCGCCUUCAUCCCAACCCAAAUCCAACUCUCCUUCCUCCUCAAAUCUACUCUGCAACUAAGGUUCCAUCGCCAACAAUGGCGGGACCAGCCAAGAAGAAGAAGAAGGUCACAGAAGCUGCUGCCGAGACCAACCCGGAGACCACAGAGCGUAAGAGGCUUCAAAAUCUCGCCUUCUCCAACAACAUGCUCUCCGAUACACCUGCCAAGCCCAACUCUCUUCUUUCCCCAUCAAAAAUGCUAAUCAAGCACCACGGUAGAGAUAUCGUCAAGAAAUCCCAGCGGAAGAACAGAUUCCUCUUCUCUUUCCCUGGUCUUCUCGCUCCGAUCGGUGGUGGAAAGAUUGGCGAGCUCAAAGAUUUGGGCACUAAGAACCCUAUUCUCUAUGUUGAUUUCCCUCAGGGUCGGAUGAAAUUGUUUGGGACUAUUGUGUAUCCGAAGAAUAGGUAUUUGACUGUGCAAUUCCCCAGAGGUGGAAAGAAUGUUAUGUGUGAAGAUUACUUUGAUAAUAUGAUUGUAUUUUCUGAUGCAUGGUGGAUUGGGAGUGAAACUGAGAAUCCAGAAGAAGCCCGACUUGAUUUUCCCAAGGAACUGAAUGAUGGUCAACCUGCUGAAUAUGACUUUAAAGGUGGUGCUGGUGGUGCACCAUGUGCUAAUAAACAAGUUGGUCAUAAAACUGUAAUCACCAAUAGAGAAGAAACCCCAGAACCCAGCAGUGAUGAUGAUUUAUCGAUAUCAGAGGGUGAAAACAAAGAUUUGAUGAAAUCAACUCCAGUUCGGCAGUCAUCACGGACUGCCGGGAAGAGAUACAAGUUUUUGGAAGAUUCUUCUGGAGAUGAUUCUAUUGCAAGUGAUGCAGAUGCUGAAGAGGAUGAAGAAGAUAAAAAAGAUGUAACAAUAGAUUCAUCUACCCAAAAUUAUACAAGUAGAAAGAAAGAAAAUGUAAGUUCUGUAGUUAUUGACAUUGACAAUGAGAAUGAAGAUGAUGUGGAGAAAACUUCAGUUCCAAGUCCAUCACAUAAUCAAGGGUCUGAUCCAUCAGGAACCAAGUCUAAAAAGCAGUCUUCUGUUUCCAGCAAGAAGACUAAAUCUGGGGAGGAAUCACACGGUCCUCUUGUUCAGGCCACUAUAUCUACAUUGUUCAAGAGAGUGGAGGAAAAGAAGACGCCAAGAAAUUCAGGGAAACUCUCAUCGCUAAAUGGUUCUAAUCAGAAGGCAAAGCGCGUUGAUUCAAAAAGGAAGACCAGUCAGGAUGAAGUACCUAAGAAAAAGGCAAAAGUGACCAACAACAAAAAUGCCGGGGGUAAAGGCUUGGCAAAAAAAGAAGUGUCCGAGGGUGAUGAAGACGAGGAUGAUAUCGAAGAAUUCUCAAGCCCUUCAGUGGAUUCUGAAGGAAGUGAUGAAGAAUGGGCUGCCUGAAGGGAGAUGAUUGAUAUCGAUGGCCGAAGAGAUAGAGAUGUACAUAUCAAAGGUGAAAAUGAAAUGAUCUUAAUUAGAUAUAAACACCACAAAUGAUACAACAGUUUCUCCAACAUUCUAAUUUUCUUAAUUGGCUUCAAAAGUAUUGAGUCUGUCAUUAGGAUAGCCAUACUAUAUUUUUUUAAUCGUUAUUAUCUGUAUUAUUAUUGUUAUUGUUCUUGAAUGAGAUCCAUGAUCAUCUACUUUGGUCAUUAGUUGUUUAAUAAAGAAAAUUUACAACUA
This is a messenger RNA of Cannabis sativa, 1798 nucleotides long. Its product is annotated as DNA-binding protein RHL1. Gene Ontology annotation, biological process: DNA endoreduplication. Bases 176 to 1516 code for a protein of 446 amino acids. The transcript has 12 exons. Lineage: Eukaryota; Viridiplantae; Streptophyta; Magnoliopsida; Rosales; Cannabaceae. The record is from RefSeq and is a predicted model, not a curated record. Gene Ontology annotation, molecular function: DNA binding.